AUGUGCCGGGCUCAUGGUACCGAUUGUAUCUAUCCUCGGCCGGGUGAUAACUCCCGGCGAGGGUCCGUAGCUUCGCCGCGGAAGUUGACGCCCAAGUCGCGACAGACACCGAGAACGGCAGCACAACCCAAGAAGAGCCUUUCGACAUUAACCUCUCUCCACAACCAACAGGUAUUGACUCAUCCGGUAGAGGCAGUUAGCCCCUCAAGAGAGUUUGCUCCACAAACAAUCAGCAGGCCUGCAGCGAGUCUAGAGACACAAUCGUGCCCUCCCAUUCAUGGGCAUUUUAGUCGAGAGGCAUUUCCUAAUCUAGUGGGCAUCGUUACCGAGGCCGACGACAAUAGCUCGCAUAUAGUUAGUCCUGCAGUUGCCGAAGAUAACGAUAUCCUGGAGAGCUACCUCUCUACCGUCCCAGAUGCUCGGCGGAGGUCGAUAAUUCAGACAGAUCCGAACUCAAGACGGCCUGUAAGACCAGUGCUGUUCAACACUGUACCCAGGCGGCCAUUAGGAGUCUCUGCAAAUCAGUCGCUUCCCGCUACAAAAUGUGAAUUCAUCGAAAAAUACCUAGAGCCAGGUGUCGAUGAUGUUGUGGACCUAUUCUUUCACCAUGUCAACAUAUGUUUUCCUAUUUUUGAUGAAAUGUCCUUUCGACAUGUCUAUUGCACGCAUAAAGAAAAUAUUUCGCCGGCUUUUCUUUGCAAUCUGUAUGCCAACGCUCUGAUCUAUUGGGAGAAUUCGCCCAGUUUGCGGUCCGGUCGCUGUCCCGAUAUCCGCUUCAUUUGGAACCAAGCCAACGAAGCUCUCCAUUCAGAGCUAUUUCUAUCCCCCGGGAUAUCAACGGUCAUGGCGAUUAUUCUGAAUGUUUGCGGAAGGCCAAGUACCUCCAUAUUCGGCAAUGGGGGGAUGGUUGGGACUGCAGUCGCCCUGUCCAAUGCUCUGGGCUUAAACCGUGACCCUUCCAAUUGGAAUAUUCGUCCAAUGGAGAAAAGUUUUCGGAUUCGCAUUUGGUGGCUGGUUAUUAUACAUGACCGAUGGUGCAGUUUGGCUUACGGGACCCCCCUCCAGAUCCAUCGUGCGCAAUAUGACGUGCCCUAUCCGACCAUAGACGACCUUUGUUCUCCUAAUGCUUCACAAUCCCAAAUAGCAGCUUCCCUAGUCUUCCUCUCCUUGAUAAAAUUGACUGACGUGUUGGGUAUUUAUCUUCAACACGUAUACAGGGUCUCCGAGAGCACGCCGUAUCCGCCGGAAAUGUCUUCCAUGGACCUCGAGCGGCUUCUCACCGAUUGGGAAGAAUCUUUGAGCGGCGAUGUCCGUCACAUCGUCCUCCGAGGGACACAUUUGAAUGCUCCAGGGGCGGCAAACUUCCGACUAGCCUACCUAGCGAUCAAGCUUUUGCUGAGACGCAUCCAGCUCGACCUCGACGCGGAACCCAUGAAAGCUGUUGAUGAGACCACGUCUCCAUUCUAUACACAAGCACAAAGGGCGGCGGAGGAAAUCGUUCAUAUGGUAAGGGAGCUGGAAGAGUCACAUUUUCGUGGAUUUUGGAUCCCAGUACAUGCCUUCUCCUUGACCUCCGCCACGACCUUCUUGCUUCGAAGUGGUCUUCGUAGAAGCAAUGCACACUCUAAUGCUCCCCUCAAACUUGCUGAAGACAUGAUCAGUACACUCCGAUCACAUCGCGAUCGCUUUUCUUGGGAUCUGGCCGAUAAUUGUUUGACGACAUGCAGCGAUCUGGUCGAGAAGUUGAGCUCUGCCGACGCUGGGAACUAUUCCUUGUCUGCCGUUCCGGCUUUUCAAGAAAUUGACUUCUGUAACUCAUCUUUUCUGGAUGAACUGCUUAUCGGAUUCCCAGAGCUUACAGAUACGAGUGAAAUUUGA
Messenger RNA from Aspergillus pseudotamarii, 1878 nucleotides. RefSeq names its product fungal specific transcription factor domain-containing protein. Gene Ontology annotation, cellular component: nucleus. NCBI's taxonomy places the organism in Eukaryota, Fungi, Ascomycota, Eurotiomycetes, Eurotiales, Aspergillaceae. Gene Ontology annotation, molecular function: DNA binding; zinc ion binding. Bases 1 to 1878 code for a protein of 625 amino acids. The record is from RefSeq and is a predicted model, not a curated record. The transcript is spliced from 3 exons. Gene Ontology annotation, biological process: DNA-templated transcription.